AUGGCUCGGGAGGAGGGCGGCGGAGCCUCGACCACCCGCCAAGAGGGUGGCACGAGGCCGCGGCGGAGCCCGGCGCGCAGGUGCCCGCGGCCGCUGGGCAAGUCGCCGGCGGCAGGGGACGAUGCGUUGGCCCGGGAGCCCCCCACCUCCAUCCCGCCCGCGGCUCGCCUCGCCGGUGCCGCUCCAUCCUCGGGAUUCGGUCAGAACCCAACGACCUACACACGCGGCGCCUGCCCAAGCGCGAAGGGGAUGCCCGACCUCACCUUAGGAGCGGGCGCCACGCCGCUAGGAGGCAGCUGGGGGUGCAGGGAGACGCCGAGGCGAGCACCACCGCCGCCGCCGCCGCCGCCGCCGCGGGAGACCUAG
This is a messenger RNA of Pipistrellus nathusii (Nathusius's pipistrelle), 366 nucleotides long. The record is from the annotation of a GenBank genome assembly. NCBI's taxonomy places the organism in Eukaryota, Metazoa, Chordata, Mammalia, Chiroptera, Vespertilionidae.